UGAUUUGAUUAUUGGAACAAUGUUAAUAUUAGGGUACAUAUUAAUUUUAAAACUACUUUAUGUGGAUUGUUUAAUUUUUAAGGUCCACCCAGAUGCCGGUCUUAAUAUUCCACAACUUUUAACAAAAUAUGGAUACCCUGUAGAAAUUCACGAUAUCAUUACAGAAGAUGGUUACAUAAUAACUAUCUUCAGGAUACCGCAUGGGAAAAAUUCUACCAAAGUACAUAAAUAUCCAGUGAUCCUAUUUCCAGGAACCUGUGGUUGCUCCGAAAAUUUUGUGGCUACGGGUCCUGAGCAUGCUAUUGGAUUUUAUUUAUCCGAUAAAGGAUUUGACGUGUGGUUAGCAAAUAAUAGAGGCAAUAGACAUGCAAGAAAGCAUAAAACUUUAAAUCCUGAAAAGGAUAGAAAAUUUUGGAAUUUUGGAUGGCAUGAGGUGGCUAUAUACGAUACACCAAGUAUUAUUGAUUAUGUUCUUAGAGUCUCUAAUGCAUCCCAAAUAUUUUAUAUAGGCCAUUCGCAAGGGACAACAACAUUUUUGGCAAUGGCAGCAGAUAAACCUGAAUACAACAAGAAAGUGAAGUUAUCUAUUCAAUUGGCUCCUACUUGCUUUUUAAACUAUACCAAAACCAUUGCAAGAGUCUUAGGAAAGCAUUCUUUAUUAUUAGAGAAUCUAGCAAGAACAUUGGACUUUUAUGUACUCUUUGCAAGACCAAUUAAUGAUUUUUUAAACAAUUUGGCAAGAACAUUUUGCUCUGAAAUGACUAUUUUUGUUGAUUUAUGUUAUCUCAUUCUUUAUUUUUUCAAUUACAAUAGCCAAAAUCUAAUAGAUCCGAUGCACGCUCAAUUGGUACUUCAAUCAUCACCAGCGGGGUGUUCUUUUAAAGAAUUGUUACAUUAUCUUCAAAUCAUAGAUUCAGGUACAUUUAGUAAAUAUGACUAUGGACCAAAAAAAAAUUUAAAAUAUUAUGGAGAGAAAAAACCACCACUGUACAAUUUGUCACAGAUAACGUCUCCUAUGAGUUUAUUUUCGGCAAAGGGUGACCUCUUAGUUCCACAAAAGGGAGCUAGAGUGUUAGCUAAAAUGUUACCAAACUUGGAGUCAUUAUAUAUUGUGCCAAACGAAGAUUUUAAUCAUGUAGAUUUUAUUUUUAGUAGCGUUACCAAGGAGCUUGUAAAUAAACCGAUUUACGAAUUAUUUGUCAAAUAUAUUAAUAAAGAUUAAUAUUUAUUACUUGUUUUAAAAUGAAUAUCGUAUGCAAGCACGCGCCAACUAGGAUUAGGUAAAGCUGCGCAUUUAUGACUGUAUUGAACCCGCCUUUCAAGCGAUUAGUAGC
Molecule: messenger RNA, 1334 nt
Organism: Psylliodes chrysocephalus
Lineage: Eukaryota; Metazoa; Arthropoda; Insecta; Coleoptera; Chrysomelidae
Source: the annotation of a GenBank genome assembly